Messenger RNA from Colletotrichum spaethianum, 720 nucleotides. Its product is annotated as putative pectate lyase E. NCBI's taxonomy places the organism in Eukaryota, Fungi, Ascomycota, Sordariomycetes, Glomerellales, Glomerellaceae. Gene Ontology annotation, cellular component: extracellular region. Gene Ontology annotation, molecular function: pectate lyase activity. Gene Ontology annotation, biological process: pectin catabolic process. The transcript is spliced from 2 exons. The coding region runs from base 1 to 720 and encodes 239 amino acids. The record is from RefSeq and is a predicted model, not a curated record.
AUGCAGACCAAGAUCUUCGUUUCCGCCAUGUUGGCCACCGUUGCCACGGCCCAGACCCUCAACAUCCCUACUCGCAGCGGUUCCAUCGUCUCUCUGUCCGCUCCUUCUACCAUCUCGGGAUCCAAGGACUUUGGCAACAAGGAGUUCGACCGUGGUCGUGCCUGCGACACUGACGACGACACUGGUAGUGAUUCUGCUGUCUUCAUCCUUGAGAACGGCGCCACUCUGAGCAACGUCAUCAUUGGCGCCAACCAGCUCGAGGGUGUCCACUGCAAGGGUGCCUGCACCCUGAAGAACGUCUGGUUCCGUGACGUCUGCGAAGACGCCAUUUCUGCCCUUGGCAAUGGCGAUGUCCUCAUCCAGGGCGGUGGUGCUCAGAACGCCGCUGACAAGGUCGUUCAGCACAACGGCCGCGGCACUGUUACUAUUGACGGCUUCACUGUUGUCACCGCUGGCAAGCUGUACCGCGGCUGCGGUGACUGCACCAACAACGGCGGUCCCCGUAACGUCAUUGUCAAGAACGUUAAGGCCAAGAACGUCAAGGAGCUGGUCGGCAUCAACUCCAACUACGGCGAUGUUGCCACCAUCUCUGGCACCUGCGGAUCUAGCGUCCCCAAGGUCUGCCAGGAGUACAAGGGUGUCAACAAGGGCAGCGGCAGCAGCUCCAAGGUCACCACCACCGCCAAUUGCAAGGGCCAGACCUCACUCUCCGCCUGCUAA